AUGACUCAAUUCCCCUCCGGCAGUCUCGACUUAGCCACCAAUGUCAUUAAUCGAGGCUCGACUGCCGUCAUUAAGAGAUAUCAGUCCGAUAUUGUCAUCAAAUGUGUCAAUCGACCUUCCGAACAUGAUAGCAUCGAUUAUUUCGAGAUUGGAAAACAAAUACUCGACAUAUUAAGGCCUCACCCUCGGAUCAUCAAAUUUCUAGGCUCUUCACAGACACCCAAGGGACUGUUAUUCGCCGAAGCGAAUCACGGUGACCUACAAUGUUACCUAGACAGUCAUAACGAAUCUAUCAACGAUGAUCUCCGACUCAAAUGGCGCCUUCAGGCUGCUGAGGCUGUCGCCUAUCUACGCAGCAAGGGCGUUAUUCACUCCGAUCUUCGUCCACAGAAUUUCCUACUCCAUAUCGAUAACGACAAUGAUGGUCCGGAGCUUCUGCUGUGCGACUUCGGGGGUUCGUACUGCAAGACGAGCGACAGGAUAAUCGAUGGAGGCCAUCUCCCUGAUACUGGAUUCUUCAACCCUACAAAGGAAUGGAUAUCUACGAAAGACACCGACAUAUUCGCGCUUGGCUCGGUUUUCUAUGCUGUCAUGACAGGUCACUGGCUGUAUAAAUCGCCAGGCCCGUUUGUCUCCGUCGAGGAGCAGGAGCAAUACGACGAGAGAGUCAACGAGCUAUUCAUGAAACGAGCAUUUCCGCCUGUCGAACAUCUGCUCGGUGGAGACAUAAUACAUGAAUGUUGGACUGAGAAGAUCACACAUGCUGGUACGAUCGUGUCUCGUCACAAAUCUUUGAUUCCACCAAAAGAGGGAGGGAUCGAGGAGAGGACAUGA
Molecule: messenger RNA, 834 nt
Organism: Aureobasidium uvarum
Lineage: Eukaryota; Fungi; Ascomycota; Dothideomycetes; Dothideales; Saccotheciaceae
Source: the annotation of a GenBank genome assembly